Saccharomyces eubayanus is the source of this 1236-nucleotide messenger RNA. It is a transcript of the gene CPA1, whose product is annotated as carbamoyl-phosphate synthase (glutamine-hydrolyzing) CPA1. The record is from RefSeq and is a predicted model, not a curated record. Gene Ontology annotation, cellular component: cytoplasm; carbamoyl-phosphate synthase complex. The transcript has a single exon. Lineage: Eukaryota; Fungi; Ascomycota; Saccharomycetes; Saccharomycetales; Saccharomycetaceae. Gene Ontology annotation, molecular function: carbamoyl-phosphate synthase (glutamine-hydrolyzing) activity. Gene Ontology annotation, biological process: 'de novo' pyrimidine nucleobase biosynthetic process; L-arginine biosynthetic process; L-glutamine metabolic process. The coding region runs from base 1 to 1236 and encodes 411 amino acids.
AUGUCUUCUUCCCAAAUAAAGGCUACUUUUGCCAUUCAAAACGGUCCUUCCUUCGAAGCCAUCUCCUUCGGCGCAAACAAGUCUGUCGCUGGUGAAGCCGUUUUCACCACUUCCCUGGUCGGUUAUCCGGAGUCCAUGACGGAUCCUUCCUACCGUGGUCAGAUACUAGUCUUCACUCAGCCCUUAAUUGGCAACUACGGUGUCCCAUCCGGCGAUGCCCGUGACGAGUUCAAUCUACUGAAAUAUUUCGAGUCCCCACACAUCCAUGUCGUCGGCAUCGUGGUCGCCGAGUACGCUUAUCAAUACUCGCACUGGACUGCUGUCGAGUCGCUCGCACAGUGGUGCCAAAGAGAGGGUGUCGCCGCCGUCACCGGUGUGGACACUCGUGAGCUCGUGCAAUACUUGAGAGAGCAAGGCUCUUCUCUGGGCCGCAUCACUUUGGAUAACCAAGACGCGGUUCCUUACGUCGAUCCCAUGAACACCAACUUGGUUGCUGAAGUUACCACCAAGAAGCCGUUCCAUGUCUCUGCAUUGCCUGACAAGGCCAGAGCAAAUGUCGCUCUUAUUGAUUGCGGUGUCAAGGAAAACAUCAUCAGGUGUCUGGCAAAGAGGGGCGCCGACGUGACCGUUUUCCCCUACGACUACAGAAUCCAGGAUGUUGCGUCCGAGUUCGACGGUAUUUUCUUGUCCAAUGGCCCAGGCAAUCCAGAAUUCUGCCAAGCCACCAUUGCGAACGUCAAAGAGCUACUAAACAACCCUGUUUACGACCGUAUCCCCAUCUUUGGUAUUUGCCUUGGCCACCAGCUCUUGGCCCUUGCCUCGGGCGCUUCCACCCACAAGUUGAAAUACGGUAAUAGAGCUCAUAAUAUCCCUGCCAUGGACUUAACUACGGGCCAAUGCCACAUCACUUCGCAAAACCACGGUUAUGCAGUGGAUCCUGAGACUCUACCCAAGGACCAAUGGAAACCUUACUUCGUUAACCUAAACGAUAAGUCAAACGAAGGUAUGAUCCAUUUGCAAAGGCCUAUUUUCUCUACCCAGUUUCACCCGGAAGCAAAGGGAGGUCCCAUGGACACCGCCAUUUUGUUCGACAAGUUCUUCGACAAUAUCGAAGCUUAUCAAUCCGAUUCUCAAAAAAAAAACUCAAUUUCACAAAAAACAGCUCAUAAGGGUGAUAGAUCUCAAUUGCGAAAUUUUAACGUUACAAAAUUAGCUAAGGAAAGAGUAUUGUUCUAA